Molecule: messenger RNA, 705 nt
Organism: Fraxinus pennsylvanica
Lineage: Eukaryota; Viridiplantae; Streptophyta; Magnoliopsida; Lamiales; Oleaceae
Source: the annotation of a GenBank genome assembly
AUGGAACAAAAGUUAGGCGGCGCUACCCGGUCCCGCCAUCGCCAGUACCACCACCACCACCACGGUAGAUCCCCCUCCGCGGACAGAUUCCUCGGAAUAUUCCAAUCCCCGAUCACCACAUCCUCUACACCCUCUUUCGAGCUCACUGAAGAUGAAAUCUUCGACAUCCUCUCUGAGUCCUCCUCCCCGACUUCGGUUCCGAGCCCUAAAUCGAAAAAUCAAGUUCAUCAUAGUAAUUUUGGCAUCUUAGCAGCUUUACCCGGUGGAACUGGCGAUUUCAAAACCCGACCCGACCAUGAAACCGUAGCGGUUUUCAACCACAAGGCAUCCACCUCCGCGUCACUUGCCUCCUCGGCAUCUUCUUCUUAUGCCUCGUCAUCCUCGUUUCGAAUUAUGAUCCCCUCAAUUCCGAAAAGGCCCACGCCCGUGGCGGAUAAGAUGCGGGUUUAUCAUCAUUCAGCACCAGUGAAUAUUCCAAUACUACCGGCGGCAAUGCAGAGGAGUCGAAAUGAGUUUUUCAAUGUGGUUGAUGACGUUGAGGACGAGGAGGGGAAGGGGGAGGUUGUUCCGCCACACGAGAUGGUAGCAGCCACGCAUCCCAUAUUGGCGUGCUCGGUCCUCGAGGGUGCUGGUCGGACAUUGAAAGGACGAGAUCUGAGGCAGGUGCGCAAUGCUGUUUGGCGAAAGACAGGUUUCACUGACUAA